CUGGCGAGCGGGCGAGCGGGCGGGCGAGGACGAAGGCAGGCGAGCGCGCAGCCGUCCCUCCCCAAAGCCAUGGGCGCGGCGCGGCGCGCGGCUGCAGAGCGGCGCAGCCGGAAGGUGCGGGGGGCCGGGGUGCGGGCCUGGGGCCGCCUCUAGCCGGCUUCGAGGGCGCGGGCCCCGGGAAUGAGGGCGCCCGCCGCGGGAAGCCCGUCUGCGCGCCGCGGCGCCGUCCCGCCCAGCCAGCGAGCCUAGCAGGCAGACGCGCGGCCGGCGUUCUGGGGGCGCGCCGCCUCGCCUUCCCCAAAAUGUGAAUCGGGGAGGGCGGAGACGCAGAGAGCGCCCGGCCCCGAGCUCUCGCCGAACCCCUGCCCUGCGCGCCCAGGCCGCGCCGUGCCCCGCGCGGGGUUGCAGAGCGGCGAAGCCACCGUGCCCCGCGCUCCCUCGGCGCUGCGACCCCCCCGGCUUCGGCCCGCAGAGGCUUCGCAGUUCCCGAGGCGGUCAGAGCCGGGCCCAGGACGGUGCGUCCGGCCUCGCCCCCGGCUUCUCGCCCAGACAAGUUUGAACAAUGAUCACAGUCAACCCAGAUGGGAAGAUAAUGGUCAGAAGAUGCCUGGUCACCCUGAGACCCUUUCGGCUGUUUGUCCUGGGCAUCGGCUUCUUCACCCUCUGCUUCCUGAUGACAUCUUUGGGAGGCCAGUUCUCUGCCCGGCGCCUGGGGGACUCGCCCUUUACCAUCCGCACAGAAGUGCCAGGCAGCCCAGAGUCCCGCGGUGCCCUUCGCAAGAUGAGCGACCUGCUGGAGCUGAUGGUGAAGCGCAUGGACAUGCUGGCCAGACUGGAGAAUAGCAGCGAGCUGCACAGGACUGCCAGUGUGGCGCACUUAGCUGCGGACAGGCUCACCCCUGGGGCUAGCCUCAUUGAAAGGAUCCAGGCCAUUGCCCAGAAUGUGUCUGACAUCGCUGUGAAGGUGGACCAGAUCCUGCGCCACAGCCUGAUUCUGCAUAGCAAGGUGUCUGAAGGUCGGAGGGACCAGUGUGAAGCACCCAGUGACCCCAAAUUCCCUGACUGUUCCGGGAAAGUGGAGUGGAUGCGCGCCCGUUGGACCUCUGACCCCUGCUACGCCUUCUUUGGAGUAGAUGGCACUGAAUGCUCCUUCCUCAUCUACCUCAGUGAGGUUGAGUGGUUCUGUCCCCCGUUGCCCUGGAGGAACCAGACAGCUGCCCGCACAGCUCCCAAGUCCCUUCCCAGAGUCCAGGCUGUGUUCCGAAGCAACCUGUCCCACCUCCUGGAGCUGAUGGGCAGUGGGAAGGAGUCCCUCAUCUUCAUGAAGAAGCGAACCAGGCGGUUCACCGCACAGUGGACCAAGGCUGCCAAGUACCUGGCACAGAAGCUGGGGGACAUUCGGAGAGACCAGAAGCAAAUCCUUGUCCACAUCGGCUUCCUGACAGAGGAGUCUGGGGACGUGUUCAGUCCAAGGGUGCUGAAGGGCGGGCCUCUGGGAGAGAUGGUGCAGUGGGCAGACAUUCUGGCUGCUCUCUACAUGCUGGGCCAUAGCCUGCGGAUCACAGUCUCCCUGAAGGAGCUGCAGAGAUUCCACCCCAAGUGGUCCAAAGAGCAUCCGUCAGGCCACCAGUGGGGCGACCUUUCCUUGGGAUCUCCGAGAUCUUAUUCUGUGACUCAGGGUCCGUGGAAUAAGAGCUGUAACUUAGGGGUGCCGCCAGGCCGGGGGAACUGCCCACUCACCGUACCUCUGCCUUUUGACCUCAUCUACACGGACUAUCACGGCCUGCAGCAGAUGAAACAGCACAUGGGGCUGUCCUUCAAGAAGUACCGGUGCAGAAUCCGAGUCAUCGACACCUUUGGGACGGAGCCAGCGUACAACCACGAGGAGUAUGCCACGCUGCACGGCUACCGGACCAACUGGGGUUACUGGAACCUCAACCCCAAGCAGUUCAUGACCAUGUUCCCUCAUACCCCAGACAACUCCUUCAUGGGCUUCGUGUCCGAGGAGCUCAAUGAGACCGAGAAACAGCUCAUCAAAGAUGGCAAGGCCCGCAACAUGGCGGUGGUGUAUGGCAAGGAGGCGAGUAUCUGGAAGCUCCAGGGCAAGGAGAAGUUCCUGGCCAUCCUCAACAAGUACAUGGAGAUCCACGGCACCGUGUACUAUGAGAGCCAGCGGCCACCUGAGGUCCCUGCCUUCGUGAAGAACCACGGCCUCCUACCACAGCCUGAGUUCCAGCAGCUGCUGCGGAAGGCCAAGCUCUUUAUAGGGUUCGGAUUCCCCUACGAAGGCCCAGCACCGCUGGAAGCCAUCGCCAACGGCUGCAUCUUCCUGCAGUCUCGCUUCAGCCCACCCCACAGCUCCCUCAACCACGAGUUCUUCCGGGGCAAGCCCACUUCCAGGGAGGUGUUCUCCCAGCAUCCAUAUGCAGAGAACUUUAUUGGCAAGCCGCACGUGUGGACCGUGGACUAUAACAACUCGGAUGAGUUUGAAACAGCCAUUAAGGCCAUCAUGAACACCCAGGUAGACCCGUACCUGCCCUAUGAGUAUACCUGUGCAGGGAUGCUGGAACGGAUCAACGCCUAUAUCCAACACCAGGACUUCUGUGCGGGUCCAAGCCCCAUUCCACCAGGGACCAGCACUAUCCCGAGUCCAUUUGUCUUAGCUCCUAAUGCAACUCAUCUCGAGUGGGCCCAGAACAUCAGCUCAAUUCCGGGGGCCUGGCCCCCUACCCACUCUCUGCGGGCCUGGCUGGCAGCCCCUGGAAGGGCCUGCACGGACGCCUGCCUGGACCAUGGAUUAAUCUGCGAGCCUUCAUUCUUCCCUUUCCUCAACAACCAGGAUGCGUUCCUCAAGCUGCAGGUGCCCUGUGACAGCACAGAGUGGGAGAUGCAUCACUUGUACCCUGCCUUUGCCCAACCUGGCCAAGAGUGCUACCUACAGAAAGAGCCGCUGCUCUUCAGCUGUGCUGGUGCCAGCACCAAGUACCAGAGGCUCUGCCCCUGCCGUGACUUCCGUAAGGGCCAGGUGGCCUUGUGCCAGAGCUGCCUGUAAGGCCGGAGCCACCCUGCCCAGAACCUGCCCACCCGCGGUUGGCAAGCACCAGCACUUUCAGAGCUCCGGUCAUGCUCACUGCGUGUCUCCUGGCUGCAGCCUCCCCUGGCCAGGGACGGGAAGAGGAAACUGAGAAGGCAGCAGCUCCAGGCCUGCAACUCCCUCCUAGGGGGCUCCUUGACACGCCAUAGGACCUGAGGCCAAGCACUUGGCUGACCUCCCUGUCCGGGGCCCAGGAGCACGUGGAUGGAGGUCCCAGGCUUUCUGAGAUCUGGACCAGCUGGAGACUUGGCCUUGACCAUGCUUGGGCCCAGCAUAGGCCUUUUGAUCCACAAGGCUGGGAGCAUGGCCAUGUUGCCCACUAUUCACCAGAGGUCUCAAGGGAGAGGGAACAGGUCAUAGCCACACUUGCUGUGAGGGCCACACCCUCACAUGAGGCAACAGAUCACACAGGGCCAGUAUGGCCUCCUCAGUUGUUUGAGGUGGACAAAGGGACAGAGAGCUCAGGGAGGCCAGGAAGGGACUCUGCCCUCCUCCUAGUGCCCCUCCCUGUCGCUCAAGCCUGCUUCCUCCGGCAGACUUCCCUCCGGGCUUCUCCCGACACCCAGUUCUGGCAAGGCCUGCGACUGGUCCAUAGACUCCAUCUCUGCCCCUCCGGUGGCCACCUCCACCCUAGCUUCUGACAGGUCCCAGACCCCACCAAGGCCUCCUCUGCAGACUCAUACAACAUUCCCAACCUUCAAGCAUCUCGCGCCGGCCAGGCUGGGAUGAAGUUUCACCCGCGCUACACUAGGCUGGUUCUGAUACGCAGGUCCGCCAGACCUCCCCUGGCUCCCACCCAUCUGGGCCCCAUACUUGCCCCUCCUUUCUGUUUCCCCCAGCCUCAGGCCACUUCAGUACACUCAGACUUCAGUACCCAUCUCUGUGGCAUGCCCUCCUCCAGUCCAGGGUAACUCUUCCCUCCCCCACCCCCCAGGGCCAGCCAGGUUCCCAGGAACACUGCCAUUGCUCAUAUAUGGCCCGCUCCCAGGCGCCCUGGGACCGGACAGUUGCGGGAAGGGACUGCCCUGCGUGGGACUUGCCGGUGCCCCCUGGCCUGGUCGGCCCCCGUGGCAGCAGAACCAGAGCAGCAAGAGGCCAGUGGCUCCGAGGAUCUGCCUGUCAGGAAAGCAAUAGAGACACUCU
Messenger RNA from Mus pahari (shrew mouse), 4237 nucleotides. RefSeq names its product alpha-1,6-mannosylglycoprotein 6-beta-N-acetylglucosaminyltransferase B (gene Mgat5b). Gene Ontology annotation, molecular function: alpha-1,6-mannosylglycoprotein 6-beta-N-acetylglucosaminyltransferase activity. Gene Ontology annotation, cellular component: Golgi apparatus. Bases 563 to 3052 code for a protein of 829 amino acids. Gene Ontology annotation, biological process: protein N-linked glycosylation. NCBI's taxonomy places the organism in Eukaryota, Metazoa, Chordata, Mammalia, Rodentia, Muridae. The transcript has 19 exons. The record is from RefSeq and is a predicted model, not a curated record.